Molecule: messenger RNA, 2417 nt
Organism: Panonychus citri (citrus red mite)
Lineage: Eukaryota; Metazoa; Arthropoda; Arachnida; Trombidiformes; Tetranychidae
Product: basigin-like
Exons: 6
Coding region: 661-1467 (268 amino acids)
Source: RefSeq, a predicted model, not a curated record
UAAUUAAUUGUUUGCUUUAAAGUCAAUCUAAUUUAUUAAAUUGUUAGCUUCCUUACAGAUGAUCUCUAAGGUAAAGACUGGACCAUCUUUUGUGUCUGAACCUCCACCAAUAGAUGGCAAUUGUUAUGUUGUUGUGACUCUGAGAUUGUCUCUUCCUUCAUGUUUACUUGUCUAUUGGAAAACCAAUUGAUUGAUUGUUUGUUUAUCUUUUUGAUUCUUUGAGCAGUAAAACAAUCAUCUUGACUAUAAAUGUGAGCUAACUAAUGACUACCUAUUAAUUUGAUGAAUUCAUUAAUAAGUUUUCAGAUGGAGAAAUAAGAAAGUUACAUCAAAUGACCAACAAAACUUACCAAGGAAACUCAAAUGGCUCAAAUUAUUACGACGCGAUAAUUUCAGUUCAAGGGAAUCAAAAUCAUCUAAAGUAAAGUUAAUUAAACGAAAAUAACGGAGCGAUAAAAACCAGAGAAAUUGAUUGUCAAUAUAAAGUUUACCAUCGAAUUGAUUGUUUUUCCUCUCUCACUGAUUGUUCAAUCUUCUAAUUCUUGAGGAAUCCAUUUCAUUGAAGAUAAACUCACACAAUUACCGUCCAAUUCAAGCCAUCCCAAGCCAAAGUUACUCUCAAUAAGUUCCAACAGUCAAUAGCCUUAAAUUGUAGUGAACAUGAUUAAUAAAUUGUUACCAUGUCUCAUCUUCAUUCUUACUACAGAAUUCGUGUCUAUGCAAAAACCGGAUCUUAUUGAUCUCGAAACUGGACCAGUUCAAUUGAAUUGUACCGGAACUGGAAUCACAUGGUACAAAUUAGUCGAAGUCGAUAAGCCUAAACAAAUUCGAGGCGAUGAAUACAAUAGAUAUAAAUUAUCUAAUGACAAUCUCACCUUGACAAUUGAAGAUCCUCGAAAAAACGUCGAUGAAGGUGAUUACAGUUGCACAAGCUCUUCGGGAAAUCGAACCUUUAGAGUUAGAGGGAAACCCGAAUUCUCAACAUUCAAAGCUUCUGGUCAUACCAAAGACAUGAAUUCAUUUAAUGUGGUUCAAGAUGAUGAUUUACAUUUAGUUUGUGAGGUUCUGUUAAGAGCAGCAUUUAAAGAGGACGAUGUUGAUUUCAUUUGGUACCGAAAAUUUCCCAAUGGAGCCGAGGAAAAGAUUACCAAAUUGAACAUCUCAAGCGCUGAAGAUGUCGGUGGAUCAUAUGUAACCAAGAAGUCGAUCCUUUCCAUGGAAGAUGUAAAAUAUGAAGAUCGAGCCGAGUACAUUUGCGAAGCAUCGAAUGGUCAGAUUAAAGCAAAUAGCACAGUCAAUGUACGAGUGAAAGACAAAUUAGCUGCUCUUUGGCCAUUCUUGGGAAUCGUGGCCGAAGUGUUGGUUUUAUGUACAGUCAUUUGCGUCUACGAAAAGAGAAGAGGAAAACCAGAGUUCGAAAGCUCCGACGGCAAAAGUCCUUCCAAAAGUCUUGCGCAUUCAAAAUGAUUAAAUUGAUGACUUUGAUCAAAGAGUAAUAGCAAGAGAGAGCACUUGGAUGUAACCAUCGAUAAGGUUUUAUCUCUCCUUAUCUUAGGGAAAAGGAUGAGAUCCAGGUGGAAGCACAAUUCGUUCCGUACAAAACGUUACCGAGUCGCGGAUUCGGUAAUUAGAGCCUUGUGAAGAGAAAGUUACGAGAAUCUGGUGCUUCCACCUGGAUCUCAUCCUUUUCCCUAAGAUAAGAAAGAUAAGAGCUUAUCGAUACAUUUCAUUAAGUGCUGUCUCUUGUUAUUACUCUUUGACUUUGAUUACCAUUAAUCAAGAAGGACAAUGAAGAAGAAAAGAAAAGGAUAAAAAUAGAAAGAAGAUACUUUAUCAUCCUUCAUCUUCACAUCUUCGUCUCUAAAUAAUGAAGAUUCAGACUCAUUCAGACAGAUUCAGAUUCAGACAGAACAUUAGAUUGAUUUAUCUUCAACUGGUCCUAAUCAAUUCCUGUUGAAAUAUUUCAACCGAACUUUUAAUUACUCAGUAGACUGAUUAUCAUUUUCCUCUCUUUCUUAAUUUGUUAAAUCUUCCUUUCUAAUUAUCUUAAUCAUUUACUUAUAGCUUAAUGUUGAUAAUCCUUUCAAUUUUUUUCUGUUACAUUUCAAAAUCUAAUUUUAAUUUGUAAAUUAAUUGUUAAAUCAUGAUCGUAAUUCCGAUUGAUUUUUCUUGACGUUAAUUAUAAUUUUUAAUUCAAUUGUAAUUUAAACAUAGAAUAUGCAAUUUCCCGAUAAUCAUUAACCAUCAAAGUCAUUGUAAAUUAGAAUCAAAAAGAUGAUUUUAAUUUGUUCCAAUGAGAAACAAUCAAAACUAAUUCUUGUUUUCAUUCAUUAAUCACUUCCUCUGUUCUCGCCAUUAAUUAUCUCAUUACUGUUAAUCUGGAUCAUUAAGAAAAAUAAACACUUUUUAAUACAAAA